UUUUAACUUUUGUAAAUAGGAGUCUAUUAAAAAGGUAAAACAAUCCACGUGAGAACGAAUUACUUUGUACACAUAGAAUCAUAAAUAUAAACACAAAAAGUUGACUAAGACUGGAAAAAAGCAGAGCAGCCUCCAAAUAAUAAUAGUACCAGUAGAAUUAUUUGACACUCUGUAUUUUCAGACAAAAUCCAACUUCUCUUCUUAAAAAAAAUAAAAAAAAUGUACAACUUUCCAAAUCAUUAAACCAACUUCUCCCAAAAUUAAAUUAAAAACCCAAAAUAAAGAAAAAUUUGGGUGUUUCUUUGAAGAAUGAAAUCCACCAUUUUAGCAAUCUUUCUCCUCUGUUUUCCCCCUGUUUUUUCAGUAUCAACUGAUACUUUAACUUCAACACAAUCUCUCUCCUCAAACCAAACACUAAUUUCAGCAACUGGGAAAUUUGAAUUGGGGUUUUUCACAAAACAAAAUCCCAAAAAAUAUUAUCUUGGAAUUUGGUACAAAGAUAUUCCUUCAGAUAAUGUUUAUGUUUGGGUUGCAAACAGAGACGCUCCUUCAUUGAGUGAUUCCUGCACCCUCAAAUUUGAUGAUCAAGGAAAUCUUGUAAUUGCUGAUUAUGGGUCUCAUGUUCGUUGGCAGAUUAAUGGAUCAACGGCUAAAAAUCCGGUGUUACAGUUGUUGGAUUCAGGGAAUUUGGUGAUCCGAGAAGCAGGGGAUUCGAGCUCGGGUGGAUAUUUAUGGGAGAGCUUUGAUCAUCCGACUGAUACUCUCAUUCCGGGUCAAAAACUCGGGUGGAAUCUUAAAACGGGUCUCGACCGGUUUUUAACCUCGUGGGCGGGACCGGAUGACCCGAGUACGGGUAAUUAUAGCUUUAAAAUGGAUUAUCACGGUGAUCCGGAAAUUUAUAUGAGGUAUGAGGAUAGAAUAAUUUAUCGGAGCGGACCAUGGGUCGGGCAACGUUUUAGUGGGGUGCCUGAAAUGGCAACGGGUAACAAUGGUUUUAACUUUACUUUUUACCGCGGGCCGGAUGAAGUUUACUAUACGUUUGAAUUACCUCCGGGUGGUGAGGUAAAAUCAAGGUUAUUGGUAACUUUUGACGGGUACCUUAGAAGAUUUACGUGGGUGCCAAAUACUAAACAAUGGACUAGGUAUUGGUAUGCUAGGUCGGACGAUUGUGACACGUAUAGGGUAUGUGGUCCGUACUCGGUGUGCAACACGAGUGGCUUUUUCGAUUGCCAAUGUCCACAAGGGUUUGAGCCGAAGAACCCUCGAGAUUGGGAUUUGAGAGACGGGUCAAGUGGGUGCGUCCGAAAGACCGAGUUGGAUUGUGGGAAGGAUGGUUUUUUGAAGUUGGUAAAUAUGAAAUUACCUGAGAGUACAACUGCUUUUGUAGAUGAAGGGUUAAACCUUAAUCAAUGUAGAAAUUUGUGCAAGAGGAAUUGUAGUUGUACUGCUUAUGCUAAUUUGAAUGUGGUUCAAGGGGUUGGCAAUGGGUGUGUUUAUUGGACCGAUAAUUUAACGGAUAUGAGAGAUUAUGUUCAAGGUGGACAAGAUUUGUACAUUCGGCUAGCCGCUUCGGAUCUAGGGUCUCAAGGAAUUGGUUCGGAUCAUGCAAAGAAAAUUGUAAUGGGUAUUGGCAUUUCCAUUGCCUCAAUGGUACUUUUGGCUGGCAUAAUUGCAUUGAUCAUAUUGAAACGGAAAAAAGCACAAAGUUUGUUUAGAAGAAGACUUGGGGAGACAAGAGCCUCUAGGGCAGGUACAACUGAAAGGAGCCAAGAAAUUCUUAUAAGUGGGCAAAUCAUCUCUAGCAAGAGAGACUACUCAGGGGAAACUAAUAAUUUAGAAGAUGUUGAGUUGCCCAUAUUUGACCUAUAUACCAUGGCCGUUGCCACCAACAACUUCGACGAUGCUACCAAACUUGGACAAGGUGGUUUUGGACGCGUAUAUAAGGGUGUACUACCAGAUGGACAAGAAGUUGCAGUUAAGAGACUCUCUAAGGAAUCAGGACAAGGGGUAGAAGAGUUCAAGAACGAGGUUAGAUUGAUCGCAAAGCUUCAGCAUCGAAACCUUGUUCGAUUACUUGGUUGUUGUGUAGAGAUGGAUGAGAAGAUGCUCAUUUACGAGUACCUCAAAAAUAGAAGUCUAGAUGCAUUUUUGUUCCAUGAUGAAAGAAAAUCAUUGCUUGAUUGGCAAACGCGAUUCAACAUAAUUUGUGGGAUUGCGAGGGGGUUAUUGUAUCUUCAUCAAGAUUCGAGGUAUAGAAUAGUCCAUAGAGAUAUGAAAGCAAGCAACAUUUUGCUCGAUGGAGAAAUGAAUCCGAAAAUAUCAGAUUUUGGCAUGGCAAGGAUAUUUGGAGGUGAUCAAACUGAAGGAAACACAAGGAGAGUAGUUGGAACAUAUGGUUAUAUGGCUCCUGAAUACGCAAUGGAUGGACUUUUCUCAGUAAAAUCAGACGUGUUUAGCUUUGGUGUACUAGUCCUAGAGAUAAUUAGUGGGACUAAAAACAGAGGAUUUUAUAAUUCAGAUCAUGAACUACACCUUCUCGGAUAUUUAUGGAAGCUAUGGAAAGAAGGAAAAGGAACGGAGAUUCUAGACAAGGUCAUGGGUGAUUUGUACUCGGUACAUGAAAUGUUAAGAUGCCUACAAGUCGGUCUACUAUGCGUGCAAGAGAGGGCAGAAGAUAGGCCAACGAUGGCAUCCGUGGUGCUGAUGUUGGGUAGUGAAUCUGCGUCUUUGCCUCAUCCUAGGCUACCGGGUUUUUGUAUGGGAUGGAACCCUACCGAGACAGAUUCUUCUUCUAGUAAACAAGACGAAUCUUUCACUGUGAAUCAAGUUACUGUCACCAUGCUAAAUGCGCGAUAGUAAAGUUCAUGAUCGUAGCAGGAUUUAGCUCAUUGUAUAUGUGAGAUGGUUAAGCUACCACCAUUUUUUGGUUCAUUGGUAUUUUAGUCACUUGUUCUGGUUUUUUUUUUUUUUUUUUGGGGGUUGUUGGAAGGUAUGAAGAGAGGGAAACAAUUUUGAGGGAGUAUUAUGUUUAUUCUUACAAUUAGUUGUAUAUAAUUGCUAAGGUAUAUAUGGUUUAGUUUGAGAUUCAAGAUGUCAAAGCAUAAGCAUGGUUUAUUUGCUGCAGUAAAAGUGGCACCUUGAUCCCUUGUAAUUGGUUAAGGCCAUAAGUCAUUCUUGAUUCUUGACUACAAGCGAUGGAUAAUUACAAAUAGGUACUAAAUGUUGGUUA
Molecule: messenger RNA, 3229 nt
Organism: Chenopodium quinoa (quinoa)
Lineage: Eukaryota; Viridiplantae; Streptophyta; Magnoliopsida; Caryophyllales; Amaranthaceae
Product: receptor-like serine/threonine-protein kinase SD1-8
Exons: 7
Coding region: 310-2856 (848 amino acids)
Biological process (GO): recognition of pollen; protein phosphorylation
Molecular function (GO): protein serine/threonine kinase activity; ATP binding
Source: RefSeq, a predicted model, not a curated record